This is a messenger RNA of Penicilliopsis zonata CBS 506.65, 2010 nucleotides long. RefSeq lists its product as hypothetical. The record is from RefSeq and is a predicted model, not a curated record. The transcript has 7 exons. Gene Ontology annotation, molecular function: chloride channel activity. Lineage: Eukaryota; Fungi; Ascomycota; Eurotiomycetes; Eurotiales; Aspergillaceae. Bases 311 to 1831 code for a protein of 506 amino acids.
CACCACACGGACUACGGGUCACGGAGGAAUGGCCUGAAUGGGGCCAGCGAUAUUUUUAUAACCCACGCCAGUGCGCCAUGGCAGCCAUGGUGUUCCCUUUCUUUUUCUCAGCGUGGGGCAGGGCGUUUUCAUAUUUGACUACGGGUUCUAGGCUCAAGAUCUGCUUCAGCCCUGCUCUGUUGCUGUGGGUUUUGGGUAUACUACAUAAUUGCAACAAUUGGCCAUACAUAACUCCCCUUUUUUCCCCAGUUCCUUCCUAGUUUCUACGCACCUUUUUUUUUAUCUCAGAGUUACAGCUACAAGUCAAAUCAUGGAAGGAGGAAAUUCACAAGAAGCAGCACCAGCUGCUGCUUCUGCUGCUGCCAAUACCCAUGAUGCAUUCACUUCAGAUAGCGCGGCUCCGCCAGUGCGGGCUGAAGUGCAUUCCCACGACAUCGCCCAUGGCCAGUAUGUCAUUCACCACGAGGAGGAUGAGAAUGUCCCUGCUCGCCAAAAAGUCACGCCCCGCCCGACCUUCCUAGACCACCUCGCAAACUCGCGCGAGGCGCAAUUUAUGCUGGAUCGAUCGAAUUCGUCCGAGUUGGACCGUUACUUCCAUGGCCCCCGCGAUCUCGACCGCCAUUCUAAAUGGCCCAUGUUCAUGCGGAUGCACGGCAGUGUUCUGCCAGAGAUGAUCCUUCCGCUCAUCAUCGUUGCGAUCUGGUCAACUCUGAUCACCUGCAUCUCGAAAUACAUCCACGACUUGGGGAUUAACAGCAUUCUGUUGACUGUCACUGGUUUCGUUGUUGGUUUGGCGCUGUCGUUCCGGAGUUCCACCGCCUAUGAAAGAUGGGCCGAUGGCCGGAAAUACUGGUCUCUUCUGAUCCAGACCUCGCGCAAUCUCGCCCGCACGAUCUGGAUCAACACCAGCGAACGACCGGGAGACAAGGGCAAGGAGGAUCUAUUGGCCAAGGUAACUGCACUCAACAUGAUCCUUGCUUUCGCCAUUGCUCUCAAACACAAGCUGCGUUUCGAGCCAGACGUUGGCUACGAAGAUCUUGCAGGAUUGAUUGGUCACCUCGAUACCUUCGCCAAAGAGGCCCAUGACCCCCAAGUCCUUCGCCCCCCGAAGAAGUCGGUCUGGAAAACGACAGGCGAAUAUCUCGGUGUCUCCUUCGCUGCGUCGAACCCAAGGAAGCUUGUCAAACGUUCCAAGAAGCCAUUAGGCCAUCUACCCCUGGAAAUUCUGAACCAUAUCUCGGCCUAUAUCGACUCGGUCGUGGCCAACGGCACUCUGACCUCUGGUCUUCACCAGAGCCAAGCUAUCUCUGCUAUCUCGUCAUUGAAUGAAGUCCUAACGGGAACCGAGCGUGUGCUGGAUACUCCACUCCCCGUCGCCUACAGCAUUGCCAUUUCCCAGAUAUCCUGGAUCUACGUCCUAGUCCUGCCGUUCCAGCUGUUCAACUAUCUGGAUUGGGUGACCAUCCCCGGUUCUAUCGUUGGCGCGUAUAUCAUCCUCGGCCUUGCUACCAUUGGCUCGGAGAUUGAAAACCCCUUCGGCCACGACGUUAACGAUCUGCCUCUGGACACGUACUGUCGCCAGCUAGCCCUGGAGCUGGACAUUAUUACCGCCAUGCCGGCACCAAAGGUCGAGGACUUUGUGAAGCGCAAUGAGAACCUGGUUCUCUAUCCACUGAGCCAGUCCGGCUACGACGAGUGGAAGGACCGCAGUGUGGCCGAGAUCCGGGACGCGCUGCGCGCCAAGCUGAUUGCCAACAAGCCUCCGGUAGCAGGCUCCGACUCAUCAACACUGACUGAGAAUGUCACCGUCGAGCUCAAACAGACUGUUUGAGUACUUCUGACCAGAAUCACCAUAAAUAAAAGUCUGAGAUUGGGGCAUAAACUAGCGUGUGAGUUUGGCGUUGUUUGAUAUAUCCUUGUUAAAUCAAUAUAUGUUGUUCAAUUGUAUAGUUUUUCUAGAGCAGGUAUUGUCUAGAAAGCACCUUCUAUAAUAGAAGAAUAAUAUCCGUA